AUGACCAGUGCCUCGCCAGCAGCCGCAGAUGCUUCUUCUUCUUGUAACCCCCCCAGCUCAUCCCCUUCCCCCAACCAACUACCCAAUUACCUCGAUCGGAACACCAUUGCCACCCUGCUCCAGCCCCAUCUUAUCCUGCUCAGCCUCCAGGACUCAAGAUUGAGUCUCACCCAGCCUAUCAUCCUGAGCACCAGCUGCUACCAUUCCAUCAACCAGAUCAUCGACCAGCUCAUCUACUCCAUCCUCAGCUCCAUCUCCGCCAACCAACAGUCAUCGCCAUCCUCAGAAAGUAGGAGCCAUCUCCACCAGACGACGGAUGACGAGCCAGACAGCAACCCGCUUAUCUCGCUGCCCAUCGAGCCCGGCUAUCUCAAGACGCAUGGGAUCCUCAAGGUGCUCAACCGGCCGCUCGCCCAGCGGUCCAUCCAGGCAGCCGAAGUGGGUUGGAUGGUCUACCAGAACAAGCUCAACUCACGCCAGCAGACCCAGCCCUUCCCCUCCGAUUACUCUCCAGCCCAAGCACCGCUCCAACCAUCCAGCCACCCACCGCCGAUCGAGCUCAUGACCCAGUCCAUCUCACUCUCCGAUCUGUUCCUCCAGCUGCAGAUAGACUGCCAGAUCCUAUCCCCCUAUACCAGCCAUCAGCCCUGGCUCAGAGCUAAUAACGGUCGCACUGCUCAAGCUGAGCCCAGCGAGACGAGCGAUGACCAUAUCAAUCCCCAUCUUAACCAACCAUCUGCCCAUCUCUUCAACCAGUCCUUGGAUCUCCUGCUCGAUCCCUACUACUACGACAGCUUACUCGAACGCUACGACAGUCUGUACCACACCGUCAACCUCCCUCUCCCUAAGAAGGCUCAGACUACGAUACUCGAGGAUCGUCUGGUAAUCUACUUCCUCGGUGUCAUCCAAGCUUUCACCAACUAUCUUCUCGAAGUCAUCAUUGCUAUCGUCCAGACCCGUCUACCCUACCCAUCAGCCAUCCAAGCCCACCAUCUCGUUGGGUUUAUGGCCCAGGAUGAUCAGAUCAUCAACUUCCUCUCCAUCCUCGAGACCAUCCAAGCCAAAUCGUCCCUGUUUCCCCACUCCCCGCUAUCACCCUUCUGCUUGGUCGAACCGGGCAGCCAUCACCAGAAGUCUUCUUCCCUCAAACCGCUCAUGUUGACCCCGACGAUGAUCAACAAGCUCGGGCCUGCCUCCCACUUCCUCAACCAGAUCCCCCAGCCCGCCAGUUCAUCCUCGGCAAGCCUCACCCCGCUCCACAGCCCCUUCUUGCCCGUCUCCCCUCGCUCCCGUCUGCAGACUUCCUCGUUAGGUAACCGAGGCACUGUCAGUGGGGCUCGUCUCGAGCAAAUCACCUCAGACUCUAAUAUCCCCUUUCAAUCCUUUCAUUCAUUCUCCCCACCACCGGCCUCUGCCCGAAGGGUGGUCUCUCAUCGCUCCUUGAACUCUAUUCCAACUCGGUCAUCAGUCCCCAAUACCCCCCAUAUCGACUACCCCUCUCCCGACCUGUCCCUCCACCCUCUUCCGUCCACCAGAACUUUCCCCAGCAGUAGUACCCACUCGGUUAUCAACACUGCCACCAGUGAGUGUGAUCCUGAACAUCCCUCUCUAAACCCUCACCAGUCUUCGCUCUCCCAUCCUACUCAGUCCCCACUGGAAUCCAGUCCUGCUGGAUCCGCCCAUCCCAGUGAGAAUCAAGCCACAUAUCGUUCAGUCACCAUUAAGCGGGCACCGCCUAGAUCGAAGACUAGAAAGCCCGUGCCAGGAGGCAAAACUCUAACGCCCACGCCGCCCAUCGCCUUUCCAGACGGAUCACACGAUCCAGUGUGGCGGCCGCCACGUGGCGGUAACACUAUGGAUAUCGUGGAAGAUCACCAUGGUGAUGAUAGUCAGAAGGGAUACGAGAUCGGUUUACCCAAUUCUACAUCAGAUUCCGGCCGCCUCGCCUCACUGCCUUACCGUUCUCCCUUAUCAACCUCGUCAUCCUCGAUCACUUCCCCCCGCUCGACUCGCCACACCCCUCUCAAUCCAGCUGGUCAUCACCGCCAUCAUCAACGUCUUGAGUCCCAAAUAGUAGCGAACUCAACAACAAUGAGACAUCCGGCGGAGCUUGCUUUGCCUCAUUAUCGCUCCAAGAGCUUGACGGUUGCUACUAGCCCAGUGCUAGGACAAGCCGCUGAAAACUCCUCUCAUGCUCUUACUGAGCAGGUCAAUCAGCGUCCCAAGUCGGUCAAAUCUCACAAGAAGGGUCACUCUGUGGCUCAACCUGCAGGCUUGAGCACACGCAUGUCUUUUGAACAGCUGAUGCGAUCAAAUGAAACCGUUAAAUUCUCUCUGACGCCUGGUCCAUGUCUGGAGUCCUCGGACUCCCCAACGAGUCGCCACUCGAGUGACUCCUUGUGUAGUCCGGACAAGUCUGAACGUAUUCUGUCAGAUCCGAUCGAAAUGGUAUCUCCGAAGAGUCAGGCGUCUAGCAAGCUUUUUCCGCGCUCUGAAAACCUGCCGCGUUACCGGUACCAAAGCCAAUCGGCCGAUACCCCACCUCAGCUGCCGGACUUCCGCAAAUUUGAAGAUCAACUGAUUUCCAGCCCCUCUUCAAAUAUCAGCUCAUCCCAGUCGAUCUACUCUCAAAACAAUGCUAGUCCUCCUGGUUCGUUGUCUUCGAAGACAAAGCUAUCUAGCCACCUGUCAUCCAUGAGCCAGCGAAUCGCUGCCUCUCGUACACCGGAUCUCAACAUACCCGGUGAUGUAGUUAGGAAACAACCCCAACUGCAAUCUUUGGCAGAAAUUCUGAAUUCUGACCCCCCUUGGCUAGCGGGCCCUAAGAGCAAAAAGAGUAUCACUAAAGAUCCUCAGACGGCUGAACUGGCACACAUGGUUGGUGCUCUAGGUUUAUCAACCCCCAAGCUGGUUCGCUCAGAAACCUUAGACGCGAAACAAUUUCACCCGAAGGCAUCAACCACAAGUACUGGAUCGGAUUCUAUGAAAUCGCAGCGGGCUACUCAACCGACGAAGUCAUUUGACGGUAGCAACUCUCACCAGUCCCCAGUCCGACCACAACCUUCUGAGCAGACCCCAGUCCCGUCCGGGCUCCAGAAGAAGUUGAGGGGCUUCAAAUCGUUGAUUUCCCGUCGAACUAGGGUCAAAGAGGAGCCUAUGCCCAUGCCCAGUCUCCCCGCACUCGUAUACAGCCAAUCAAAGGCAGUCGAAACGGACUCAUCUACCGGCUCAUUCAGUGAAUCUGGUGAUUUAUCUGUUCCAACCAACCACCCAAAUCCGACGCGCGACUUAAAUCGGGAUGAAUCUGCUUUGGAUCAGCCAAACGAAUCCAGCGGUUUGGAUCAGCCAAACAAAUCCAGCGGUAGGCUUGAUGAGCUAGGUGCCCAUGGCUUGUCUCGGAUUAGUCAUUCCGAAGGUAUAGCACCUAGGAGAAAACCUUACCCGAAAUUUGAUGUCCCGUCGAACGGUUCACCAGUUCGCCCGACUGCCCAACCUGGUUUCACUGAAGACAUCACCAUUGCGGGAUCUGCGCAGAAAAAUCGAUCGAAACUUCGCAGGAGUAUCAGUCUGUCGUCGCUUGUCCGUCGACCGCCCGCUCGCGAUCUGGAGGGCCCGGGACACUCUCAGACUUUGAAUCGCGCUCGGUCCAAGAAAUCCAAGUCAAGAACUUUGACCGAAAACUCGAAUUCUUCUGGAACCAGUCGAGGGACAAUAACCGAUGAGCGAGGGGUGCAGAAGAUUGUACCUGAAGAUCAGGAGAAUCGGAGUGACCUGGACGAAAUCAUGGCUUUGGCUAGUCGUCUGAAUCGCCGAUUCAGAGGCUCGUUUGAUCAAAGAAGAGCAGGAUCGUUCGACUCACUUCCCGAGGGGAAACCCAGAUUUGCUUCUAAACAGCGUGAGAGACAGGAAACUGGGUCGAGUGUGGAGGAUAACUUCGAGAUCUCGUUUGCUCAGGAACUCAAACCGACGAUGGUCAAUCGGAUCAUCUUCACCAGUCCUACGAAGAAAAACCCAACAUACAGAAGCGAUGAUAAUCUGUUACAGUCAUACUACGAUUCAUCGAGUCAAUCGACGGCUAUUGAUGAAGAAGGUAUGGGCAUGAAUUUCAAAGAAUUCCUACUCGAGAAAAGCGACCGAAGUCAGAAAAGCUCUCGAGGACCGGAAGACGAAGCAGAUGAUCGAGGGACUCGAGAGAAGACAGAUGAACCGGAGAAAGGAGAAGAUGAGAACCGGGACGAAUACAUCAGCUUGGAAGGACUCCAUCAUAUGAUCUCGAAGCUGAACGCCAUUGUUGAUCAGCUCUCCAAACCCACACCUGUAGGUCAGCAGCAAGAUAGCCGGACAACCAAUAAUCCGAUCACUGGUUUGGGUAUCAAGCGCGUCGAUCUGCUCAAGAUGAUGAUUGAUCAAGUAUGA
Molecule: messenger RNA, 4416 nt
Organism: Puccinia triticina
Lineage: Eukaryota; Fungi; Basidiomycota; Pucciniomycetes; Pucciniales; Pucciniaceae
Exons: 5
Coding region: 1-4416 (1471 amino acids)
Source: RefSeq, a predicted model, not a curated record